UCAUAACAAAGACGACUCACAAUGCACAUACGCAGGCAUUUAAGUGACCUGGUGAUUUAAGACAUGUAAGGCAUCAGAAUAUCUUGAUCUACAAUGAAUUUACUUUGCUUCUGGGAGAUACUUCUAAGCUUGUGGAUACAGGUGUGCUGCUGCCAGGAUGGGACUUUCAACCAUCUGUCAAAGACAGAUGUUUUGCUCUUGAAAGAUGAGCAGGAUCCGAAAUGUUUCACCCGGACGGAGCAGGAUUUCACCUGCUUCUUUGAGACUGCAGACAAUGACAUGACUUAUGAUCUGCUCUACAGGAUUGAAGGCCUGCCCAGACAGAGGACAUGUGAAAUGUCUGUCCAGAGAACAGACGAAGAAGAAACUGUCCUACACAUCUGCUCAUUUCCUGAAAUGGAUGUUUUCGUUUAUGUGGCGACACAUCUUGAAGUUGUGGAGCGUGACACCAACACCAGCCUGUUCAACCGGACCGUCUCUGUAGAAGACCACUUUCUGAUGCAUCCCCUUAAUGUGUCCCUACAUCAAAAUGGUGAACCAGGACAGCUGCAGGUUUCAUGGCGCUCAACGGUCCUGAAAUACUGCGCCGAUACAGUGAUGUACGAAAUGAAAUACUCCUCUAAAGGACUCGGAGAGAAGACAAAAAUGGAGGUAGAGGAAGGGGACGUACUGGACCUUCUGGUACCAGGGGAGGAGGUCAAGGUGCAGAUCAGAGUAAAAUGUGCUUAUGAUCACGAUGCUGGACACUGGAGCAGCUGGUCACAUCCUGUGUGGGCUGUGGUUCCUCAAAGUUCAGAUGAUAUUUCACUGAUGUGCUUCACCUCUGAUCUUAAAUAUAUCACCUGCCAGUGGAAUGGGAGCAGAUAUGAUGAUCAGAUGGAGCUCAAACUUUUCUACCAGAUGGGUGUCAGUAAAGGUUUGGGCUGGACCGAGUGGACCGAGUGUCUCGCUGAGCGGGACUUGAUUGACAAGUGCUGUUUCUACGGUGACGAGUCCAAUAAAGUCAGGGUGAAGCUCAUCAGCACUGCAACUUCUCUCAGCAGAACUUUCUACACUGAGAAGUUUACCCUCAACAAGAGCAUUAAAACAUCCCCGCCAAGUCAUCCAAAAGCAGCAGUGCAGGAAGACAAGUUGUGUUUGAAAUGGGAAGCUCCUCUCCCGUCUCUGUCGGCUCACCUGCAGUAUGAAGUCGGCUACCACAUCAGAGGGAGUGAAGAGUGGAUGACGAGGCUUUUAAAGGGUCCGGAGACGAGCACAUACCUGGAUGUUCCUGCAGGUCAUCAGUACAGUGUGAAGCUCCGAGCUAAACCCAAUGGGUCCAUUUACUCAGGCCACUGGAGCGACUGGUCUGAUGUGCUCACCGGUGAUGCACCCACAGACAAAGGCCAGUUGCUGUUACUGUGCAUGCCUGUCUUUGUGCUGAUAGCCUUCAUCAUCCUCAUGAUCUUAUUUUACGCGUACCACAGACAGCUGAAACAGUAUUUUUGGCCGCCAGUGCCCAACCUUGACAAAGUCUUACAGGGCUUUCUGACAGAGAUCAAUGGGCAGAAAUGGGAUCCACCAAUGACAGCGAAGCAUUGCACCGAAGAAACCACCUCAUCCCUGGUGGAGAUUAUGUCAGAAAAUGAGGUGUCUGUGUUGGAGAAGCUAUCAGAGGAGGAAUCGAUCCAGUUGUUGUCAACAGAAAGCGACCUCUCGGGCAGAGAACAGGCAAACGAAUGUCCCGGGACUGAAGUGUUUCCAGAUUAUGUGACUCUGAACAAAGACAGCAUCUUUCUCUCUCCAAAGGGAAACAAAUAUGUGUGCGAGCAGGUCGGAGAGAAAGAAGUGGCGGCGGUGAAAGAUGACUUCAUCCAGACAUGUUCCUCUGCGUGCAGCGAAUGUUCAGUCUCUGUCCCAUCAUGCACCAGCGCCAAAUUUCUGAACUACUCGUACUUGCCUCUGGCUGAGCCUGCAGACAGAUUUGAGAGCAAGCUAAUGGCUGUGAGGGGUCCAGGCAACAUCUAUACGAAUCUCCCUUGUAGCUAAAUGAACAAGUGUGCUUUGAUUUCACUGGUUCAGAUUUGUUGUAUAUAUUCUUUCAAUCAGGACUCAUUGUAAAAUACGAUGAAUGUACAUAUGGAUUUUUACUGCAUCAUAAGCAUGGGGGGACUCGGGACAUAGGGCUUGGAAACGGGACUGUCUCUUUCAAAUCAGGACAUAUGGCCACCCUACUGUAGGCUAUAUGCAAAUAUGUAAGCUUUGGUCCAAAUUAGCUGUUGGGCACAUUUUUUAUUUUUUUAGUCUGGAAGAGAUCCUAUUAAAUUGUGUAAAAUAUAAAUGUAUUUUUUUGUUAUUGUUUGAGAAUAACUUCUCAUUUAUAUUACAUUUAUAUUAAAUGUUGUGUGGAUUUAUAUCAAAUUACCUUAAUUCUAUUUACUCACAAUUAACGGUGGCUUGAAAUAUGUCAUUAAUCAGAAAUGUAAGAAAAAAUGUAUUUAAUCGUCCUCUCCUUCAAUGUAACAAUAGAUAACAAUGGACACUGAUUUUUUUUUUGUUACAAUAUUUAGUGUUGAGGGUUUAAAUGUUUAUGCAAUAAAAAUUGAAAGCUGUU
Molecule: messenger RNA, 2593 nt
Organism: Labrus bergylta (ballan wrasse)
Lineage: Eukaryota; Metazoa; Chordata; Actinopteri; Labriformes; Labridae
Gene: mpl
Product: MPL proto-oncogene, thrombopoietin receptor
Biological process (GO): cytokine-mediated signaling pathway
Cellular component (GO): external side of plasma membrane
Molecular function (GO): cytokine receptor activity; protein binding
Source: RefSeq, a predicted model, not a curated record